Cheilinus undulatus (humphead wrasse) is the source of this 5922-nucleotide messenger RNA. Its product is annotated as ELKS/Rab6-interacting/CAST family member 1-like. Gene Ontology annotation, molecular function: structural constituent of presynaptic active zone. The record is from RefSeq and is a predicted model, not a curated record. Lineage: Eukaryota; Metazoa; Chordata; Actinopteri; Labriformes; Labridae. Gene Ontology annotation, cellular component: cytoskeleton of presynaptic active zone. The coding region runs from base 614 to 4084 and encodes 1156 amino acids. Gene Ontology annotation, biological process: maintenance of presynaptic active zone structure; regulation of synaptic plasticity; neuromuscular synaptic transmission. The transcript is spliced from 23 exons.
GGAAGCCACCAGUGGUGGAGCAGGCGAAGACGGAAAGGAGGGAAAGAUAGACGGUGGAGAAAGACAGGAGGCAGGGAGACAGACGCAAGAAGGGGAGACAGUCCCCCCGAAAAGAGCGUUUCACCUCGGCUGACCGUCUGUUACGUUACGAAAACGUCACUUCGAGACACAAAAGCAGCCGGGUAACUGAGGAGGAUAUUUUACUGGCCUUUCUUCUUCCACGGAGCGUAUUUCACAACCGAAGGAAGCAACGUAAACACAGCCGCAGUGAUCCCAUCAUCCUGGGCUGUGUGGAUAAUCUGGCUGCUUUUAUCUGAAGGGAUGCCCUAUUGAUUUGUGCUUUCCAACAAAGCUCGGUGAUUACAGCGAAGAUGUUGAAAAGGCCUUGAUCACCGCUAUGUCAACACUUCAUGAGGAUAGUUCAAUUCAGGAAGGACUACAGUAGCGGACUGACAGAUUUAUUUUCAGGUGUUACCGUCAGGGGAACUUCAGCCUUUCUUUUUUGCUCUUUCUAGUCUGAGUUUUUCUGCAUUUUUGAGCAUGCAUUUUUGAUGAACUCAUCUGAACCAGACACUCUUUCAGCUCUACUGCAUCCACUGCAAAUUGUCUCAACAUGUACGGAAGCUCCCGCUCUGUCUCCAAGCUCGAUGUUAUUGGAUCAAAUGGAAAUGGAUCGAUGUCAGGAAGCCCCGGCCGCUCCCCUCGCCUUCCUCGCUCACCGCGCCUCGGACACCGCCGAAACAGCAGCAGCAGCUCCACGGGUGGACUCACCGGCUCCGGAAAAACCCUCUCCAUGGAAAACAUUCAGUCUAUUAAUGCUGCCUACGCUACAGGCGGUCCGAUGUACUUCACUGACACAGCUGAAGAUCCGGUUGGAAUCGGGAGCCUGGGCAGCGGGUUGAAUCCCUCGAUCCCCAAAAACACCAUGACACUGGGCAGGGCUGGGGCCAGGGUGCCCUAUGGGGUGAGAGCGGCCGUUAUGGGUAGCAGUCCUAACAUUAACAGUGGAGGGGGAGGGGGAGGGGGAGUCAGCGGAGCGCUCAUGCCAAGUGAUGCCAUUGCAUUUGGUGGGGAUAUGCAGAACCAGCCUCCACAGGCGGCAACUGUGCCCCACUCCAUGAGACAGGUGAGAGAAGGUGCAAUGACGGACCUUCAGACACAACUGCGUGAAGUGCUCAGAGAGAAUGAACUACUACGCAGAGAGCUGGAGGCCAAAGAGUCCAAGCUGAGCUCCUCUAUGAACUCCAUUAAGACGUUUUGGAGUCCAGAGCUGAAGAAAGAGCGAGCACUGAGGAAGGAUGAAGCCACAAAGAUGACAGUGUGGAAGGAGCAAUACAGAGUGGUGCAGGAGGAGACACAGCAUCUCCAGUGCACCAUCCAGGCGCUACAAGAUGAGCUCCGAAUCCAGCGAGAUCUCAACCAACUUUUCCAGUCCGAUUACUCCGAGACCGGCCUCUUCGGAAACCAGCCAAUCACCCCUCAGGAAAUGACGGAGGAGAACUUCCUGCGUCUGCACGGCGAGUAUGAGCGACAGGUGAAGGAGCUGUUUCUCCUGAGGAAGACUCUGGAAGAAAUGGAGCUGAGGAUAGACACACAGAAACACACAUUAAAUGCAAGGGAUGAAUCGAUAAAGAAGUUGCUGGAAAUGUUACAGAGUAAAGGCCUGUCAGCGAGACAAACCGAAGAAGACCACGAAAGAACCAGGCGACUCGCAGAUGCUGAGAUGACGAUCCACCAGCUGGAGGGUCUGCUGGAGCAAAAAGACAAGGAGAUGCUACAACUCAGAGAGGAGCUGCACCGGAGAUACGAAGCAGCUCCAGAGUCAACGAAGACCAAGGCCCUGCAGACCGUCAUCGAAAUGAAGGAUGCCAAGAUCAGCUCACUGGAGCGUGCUAUGAGAGAGCUGGAGGAGGAGGUGAAUAUGCUCAAGUCCAACGGAGCUCUGAGCAGCGAGGAGAGGGAGGAGGAGAUCAAACAGAUGGAGGUCUACAGAUCCCACUCCAAGUUCAUGAAGAACAAGGUUGAGCAGCUGAAGGAAGAGCUAACUCAAAGCCAAUCAGAGAACGAGGAGCUAAAGCAACGAGCCAAUGAGCUUCAGCAGGAGAUGUCUGCAAUGGAUCAGGCAAAGCAGGAGCUGAGCCGUAAGGACAGCGAGCUGCUGGCUUUCAGGACCAAACUGGACACUUUAGCCAAUCAGUUUUCUGACAGUAAACAACAUGUGGACGUCCUCAAGGAGUCCCUCACUGCCAAGGAACAGAGAGCUGCUAUACUGCAGACUGAGGUGGAUGCUCUGCGUCUGCGUCUAGAGGAAAAAGAGUCGCUCCUUUCUAAAAAGACUCAACAGAUAUCAGAGUUGACAGAGGAGAAAAGCACUCAGAAUGGAGAGAUCACCGACCUCAAAGACAUGCUGGACGUUAAGGAGCGCAAAGUUAAUGUGCUGCAGAAAAAGAUCGAGAACCUCCAGGAUCAGCUGAGGGACAAAGAGAAGCAACUGAGCGGCCUGAAAGACCGAGUCAAAUCUUUACAGACAGACACGUCGAACACAGACACAGCGCUGGGAACACUGGAGGAGGCUCUGGCUGAGAAGGAGCGAAUCAUCGAGCGGCUGAAGGAGCAGCGGGAGAGGGAGGAGAGAGAAAAGGGGGAGGAGGUGGAGACCAGCAAGAAGGAGCUGAAGGAGUUGAGGGAGAAAGUCUCGCAGCUGCAGGCUGACCUCGCCGACCGUGAGACGGCAGUGUUGGAUCUGAAGGAGAAGGCGUCCUCUCUGGCAUCGUCCACUCUGAAGAAGGAUAACCGGCUGAAGAGUCUGGAGAUCGGCCUCGAGCAGAAGAAAGAGGAGUGUAUCAAACUGGAGAACCAGCUCAAGAAGGCUCAGAGCGCAGCAGCAGAUUCCCAGGCCAGCGCUGAACUCGCCGAACGCAUCUCCUGUCUGGAGAAGGAAGUGUCCCAGCACAAAGAGGAUGCUGGGAAGGCUCAAUCCGAGGUCGAAAGACUUCUGGAGAUCCUGAGGGAGAUGGAGAACGAAAAGAAUGACAAGGAGAAAAAGAUCCACGAGUUAGAGAGUCUUGCCUCAAGGCAAAUGAAGGACCAGUCGAAGAAGGUGGCCAACAUGAAGCACAAAGAGCAGCUGGAGAAGAACAGAAACGCCCAGCUUAUGGAAGAGGCCAAGAAGAGGGAGGACAAUAUGAACGAGAGCUCCCAGCAGUUUAAGGACUCCCUCCGUCAGAAGGAGGAGCGCAUCGAGGAGCUGGAGGAGGCGCUGAGGGAAAGCGUUCAGAUCACGGCUGAGAGGGAGGUGGUGCUCGCCCAGGAGGAGCAGGCACGUGUACAGUCUGAGAAACAGGUGGAGGACCUGCUCGUCGCCAUGGAGAAAGUGAAGCAGGAACUGGAGGUGAUGAAAGCCAAGCUGUCGUCGACUCAACUCUCACUGGCUGAAAAGGAAGGUCACCUGACCGCCCUGCGAGCUGAGAGGCGGAAACACCUGGAGGAGGUCCUGGAGAUGAAGCAAGAGGCGUUACUGGCAGCCAUAAGUGAGAAAGACGCCAACAUUGCCCUGCUGGAGCUCUCCUCGUCCAAGAAGAAGAAAACUCAGGAGGAGGUGGCAGCACUGAAGAGGGAGAAGGACGGUCUGGUUCACCAGCUCAAACAGCAGACUCAAAACCGGAUGAAGCUAAUGGCCGACAACUAUGAGGAUGACCACCUGAAGGUCGCCUCCCCAAACUCAGAGCAGCCCAACAAUCACAAGCCCUCCCCAGACCAGAUUCUCUCUCCUCUCCUGGAUCUCAAUCAGAACCGCAGCAAACUGAAGCUGUACAUCAGUCACCUGACCUCACUGUGUCAGGAGCGAGACCCAAUCAUAUUGCAGGACUUUGCCCCGCCCCCUGCCUAUCACCGCUCUGACUCUGCCUCCUGGCAUACGCAGCUUCACAGCAUGACGCAGGAACAGUUGGAAGCGGAGUUGGCGCAGUGCGAGAGGGAGGGGGCGGAGCUCCAGGAGUAUGCCAACCAGGUCCUGCAGCAGAUCGCCGACCGAUGCCCCGACAUUUUGGAACAAGUCGUCAAUGCUCUGGAGGACAGCUGCUGACACACAGAUGAACACACAUACAUCAACAUGAAACCCUGAUGGUAUUGGACGUGAGGAUGAAGACUUUCUUCCUCAUAUGCACUCAUUUCAUUUCCUCAGAAAGGACGGCCAUCUGUGGGGAAAAAAAUCACAACAUUAUCAAAAUAAAAUCCCCCACUGUGUUGUUAAUCCCUGUCAUUUUGAACAACUCCAGCUGUGGGGAAUAUUGUCCAUGUUUUCAGCUUAGAGUGCUCUGUUGGCAUGCAGAUUUAUUGGGAUUAGUCAGACAUUAAACCUUGUUUUCUUUACUACUUUCAAACAGAGGGAACCUGCACUGCACUUGCUACCAUGGCCAUCUUCAGUCCACUGAGGCCAUCAGAAGUUGGACUUGUCAUCGUUAUUUCAUUUAUUUUACAGAGCAGAAAGAUGUUCAAACUUUACAAAGAAAGUGAAAGUGACUCUGAGCUCACCAGGUAGUUUCUGAUGCCAGACUUACAUGCUGUUACCACAUCAUUAUUUGAUUGGUUCAGAUACAAGCGUGUGUUUAUUUCAGCUGCCUUUGAUUCUUUACAUCAUUUGCUGCUAUCUUUUUAACUUUUAGUUUCUUUUUUUCCUGCCUGAUAUCUGAUGAAACGUCCCCACCUGUCGUUCUCUCCCUAAUCUCUACAUAGUUGUGUAAAUUGUACAGCUCUCAUCAGGGGAACACGGCACCUCUCCUUUUUUUCCUUUUCUGAUGAAUGGCACAAAUCGCAAUACUCCCUUUAUUAACACACACCGGUGUAGAUGUUUUGUGUUAAAAGCAGGAAUUGCUCUGUUUUGCUUUCCAGAUAAUCCCUCACUUACCGCUUUUGUGACAAUCCCUUCAGAGAUUUUGUGGAGGAACCUGACUUUUUGGAUUUUCCUGUUUUAAAACUUUUUUUUCUUGGUAGGGAGGGAAUAAAAAGGAUAACUAUAUAUUUUUGCCUUUGGUAAUAUAUAUAAAACACUAAUCUUGUUUAAUUGAAAGUAUUGUCAUGUAUUGGUUGUUUUGUUGCAUAAUGUGUCAAAGGCUUUGUCUGUGUGAGUUAGAGUAACCACAACUUUGUUGCAUUAUCAGGCAGACUGUUCAUGGGAACUUCAAUGCACAUUUUUCUCAUUUUUUCUUGUUUUUUUGCCGUGGAAAUGACACUGAUGCAUGCCCAGACAGCCUUAGCAUGAAUUCAACGCCAACAGCUCUGAGCUCUUGAGGUUCAACGAUUUCAAAUUCAAUUUAAAGCUCCUCUUAUGCUUCAUUUUAGCAGAAGUGGGUGAACACGGACUUGGACGUACCUGAUGGACACAAAGACGGAGGUCCUCACUGCAGACUGGUUUCACCCUCUCAUAAGACUCUAACAGGCACUUUAUCUGUUCAUUAAAAUACCACAUGGGUGUAAAUGAGGAGUUUCAGUCUAAAACAUUAACAUUGUUUGCCACUUUUUCAAAUGUCAGCAGUUUCAAGUUUCUUAAAGCUUUAACGAUCAUUUAAAGUCCCUGAAACAUUUCAAAGGUCCUGAUUUUGGAAUUUAACAGUGUAUUUUCUCACAGUUCCAUUUUUUUUUUCAAAUAAUGGGUGGAAAACAAAAAAACUGAGUUGUUUUUCUUUUUUUUUUUAAUUCUAAAAAUUUAAAGCGUUAAAAAUCUUUUCUGUUUGUUUGUUUUUUGUUUCUGGAAAAAAAAAACAGAAAAGCAGACCACUUUCCUGUCUAUUGUUUCUAAGAGAAUUCAGGAAAAAAAGCCAUUUUUCUGAGAUGUUUUUUGUUUUUGUUUUGUUUCUGAAAAAAAACACUGAGAAACAAACUAUUUCCCAGUUUUUUGUUUCUGAAAAAAAUUGACAAAACCAA